CCGGCCGCUGAGGACCGAGGCGAUGAUUCUGGGGCUGUGGUCCUGGGGCCCGCGCCUGGCUGGUGGUGCGGUGGGUGGGAGGCUGCGCUUCUCACGGGCGUCGCGGGCCGGGCUCGGUGGGUCCCUGGGCGGGGAAGACGGCCGGGCCGCCCGAGUCCGCGAGAAGCCGCCCUGGCGGGUGCUCUUCUUCGGCACGGACCAUUUCGCCCAGGAGGCGCUGCGGGCGCUGCACACCGCCAGAGAAAAAGAGGAGGAGUUAAUUGAAAAACUGGAGGUGGUCACAGUGCCUUCGCCAUCCCCGAAAGGACUGCCAGUGAAGCAGUACGCGGUGCAGUCCCAGCUUCCUGUGUACGAGUGGCCGGAUGUGGGAUCUGGAGAAUAUGACGUUGGAGUAGUGGCUUCCUUUGGCAGACUUCUGAGUGAGGCUCUUAUUCUUAAAUUUCCCUAUGGCAUAUUGAAUGUGCACCCCAGUUGCCUCCCGAGGUGGCGUGGUCCUGCCCCAAUAAUCCAUACAGUGCUUCAUGGAGACACGGUUACUGGAGUAACAAUUAUGCAAGUUAGACCUAAAAGGUUUGAUAUAGGACCAAUUCUGAAGCAGGAAACUGUCCCUGUGCCUCCCAAAAGCACCUCAAAGGAAUUGGAAGUGGUAUUAUCAAAACUUGGUGCCAACAUGCUUAUCUCAGUUUUGAAAAAUUUACCUGAAAGUCUGAAAUGUGGAAGGCAGCAGCCCACCGAGGGAGUAACGUACGCCCCUAAGAUUUCUGCGGGUACCAGCUGUAUAAAGUGGGAGGAGCAAACACCAGAGCAAAUAUUCAGACUUUAUCUUGCCAUUGGACAUAUAGUUCCAUUGCAGACACUCUGGAUGGAGAAUACCAUUAAACUUCUGGAUUUGUUAGAAGUGACGGACUCUGACCUCACAGAUCCAAAACUAACAGGAAAGACUGUUACUCCAGGAUCAGUGGUGUAUCACAAACAGUUGCAAAUUCUGCUGGUUCAUUGCAAGGAUGGCUGGAUUGGUGUUCGAUCAGUAAUGCUUAAGAAAACACUAACAGCUACUGAUUUCUACAAUGGAUAUUUGCAUCCGUGGUACCAGAAAAAUUCUCACAAUCACCCAAGCCAAUGCAGAUUUCAGACUCUCAGACUUCGAACAAAGGAGCAGCAGAAGCAAGUUGUUGCUAUGCAACAGUGCAUUACAUAGUUAGGAGGAAGGUGGACAAGGACCUAUUACACAUUUUUAAUUUAUUAAAAGCUUUAUUUACAAGCAACUACCUUGAUUUUCAAAGAUGACACUGUUGGAGAAAGAAGAUGGUUAUUGAAAAGAUGGAAGUCUCACUCUCCAUUUUUUUGUGUGUGUGCAACAGUAAUUAAAAGCAGCUUUUUCUACUUGAAUAACAAAAGUUUAAAUAAAAUUUGUAUUUAUAAUA
Messenger RNA from Nannospalax galili (Upper Galilee mountains blind mole rat), 1424 nucleotides. RefSeq names its product mitochondrial methionyl-tRNA formyltransferase (gene Mtfmt). Gene Ontology annotation, biological process: conversion of methionyl-tRNA to N-formyl-methionyl-tRNA; biosynthetic process. The record is from RefSeq and is a predicted model, not a curated record. Gene Ontology annotation, molecular function: methionyl-tRNA formyltransferase activity. Gene Ontology annotation, cellular component: mitochondrion. NCBI's taxonomy places the organism in Eukaryota, Metazoa, Chordata, Mammalia, Rodentia, Spalacidae.